AUGUUGUUUUCUCGUUUGAUGUUGAUCUCUUGGGCACUUUCUAGUAUUUGGGCUGCUUCUUGGAUUGUUCCUGGAUCCGUAUGGACGGAUACUUCUGGAAACAAGAUCGAUGCACAUGGCGGUGUAAUAGUCCAGAGAGGAGAUACUUUCUAUUGGAUUGGACAGAGUGCUAGUGACAAUAUAUCGCCGUAUCUGUAUUCGUCGACUGAUUUACUGAAUUGGAAAAACCUAGGAAAGCAGAGUUCGAUUCAAUCACUGUGGAGACCUAAAAUCGCGAAACCGGAUGGAUCUUUCUGGGUGAGUAUUUCUGGCGGCAUCCUAGGUCAAGAAAUUUAUGGUCAAGUGAAUCGAGACAUCCAAGCCCUUGUUUCGACACAGAUGGAGGGUGGAUACUCGACUCAUGGUGCAGCCGUGACGGUUCCUCCCAACGGUUACUCAUAUUCAGAUACAGGAAUGUUUCAGGAUACUGACGGAACCUGGUACAUUUUCACUUCUGCAGACCACAACAUUGUGCAAAUCAACAAAAUCAAUUCAGACGGGUCAAUCGGAGCAAAAGCCUCUCAACUAGCUGCUGGAGCAUAUGAAGCACCAGGUAUCCUCACUCGUGUGUGGCAGUCUCUAUCCAUUCGCCUCUAA
Molecule: messenger RNA, 636 nt
Organism: Mollisia scopiformis
Lineage: Eukaryota; Fungi; Ascomycota; Leotiomycetes; Helotiales; Mollisiaceae
Exons: 6
Coding region: 1-636 (211 amino acids)
Biological process (GO): carbohydrate metabolic process
Molecular function (GO): hydrolase activity, hydrolyzing O-glycosyl compounds
Source: RefSeq, a predicted model, not a curated record